CAGCGGGCGGAGCAGCAGCGACACCGCCCGGCCGCUUGCUCUGAUCGCGGGGCGCCUGCAGGGCGUGCGGUUGCUCGGUAACGCGGGAGGACGCGCCGUGCGAGCGGGCUGGUACGAAUGGAGUCUCAAUACCUGAAGAGUUGCCUGGGAGAUUGCUUGAAAAAGGGUCUGGCAGAGGUUGUGGAGCGUCAGCCUGCAGACCCCAUAGAGUACCUGGCACACUGGAUUUACAAUUACAAGAGAAAUCUAGAUGAAGAAAAAAAGAGAACGUUGGAAAGGAUUGAACUGGAAAAAGAACAGCAGGCAGCCCUGGAAGAACUUGAAAUGUUAAAAAAAAUGAAGGAAGAAGAGCUGAUGAUACAACAGAGAUUUGAAGAACAACGACAGGAACAAGAACGGGAGAAGUUGAAACUGCAGAACGAAGAAGAGAAAAUGCAGCUGCAGCAGCAGGAUCCCAAGACGACAGCUGAACUUACAGAUAGAGCAGGAGCACCUAAUUUGUCCAGUGCUGAGGAACUAGAUGAGAAUGGACUGUCUGAGAUUGCAACUGAUUUAAUGCCAGAGUUUGAACAAGAAAGUUCCAUCUGAUCUGAAAGCAGUAAAAGCUAUUUCUACUCAUUACUAGCCAGCCCUGAAGAGCUAUGCCUUAAUUAGUGUACUUUGUACAGAAAACUGAUUAUACACAUACCUGUU
Molecule: messenger RNA, 693 nt
Organism: Tympanuchus pallidicinctus (lesser prairie-chicken)
Lineage: Eukaryota; Metazoa; Chordata; Aves; Galliformes; Phasianidae
Product: DPY30 domain-containing protein 1-like
Exons: 6
Coding region: 118-588 (156 amino acids)
Cellular component (GO): Set1C/COMPASS complex
Source: RefSeq, a predicted model, not a curated record